Papaver somniferum (opium poppy) is the source of this 2287-nucleotide messenger RNA. RefSeq names its product scarecrow-like protein 4. The transcript has a single exon. Lineage: Eukaryota; Viridiplantae; Streptophyta; Magnoliopsida; Ranunculales; Papaveraceae. Gene Ontology annotation, cellular component: nucleus. Bases 106 to 1950 code for a protein of 614 amino acids. Gene Ontology annotation, biological process: regulation of DNA-templated transcription. The record is from RefSeq and is a predicted model, not a curated record. Gene Ontology annotation, molecular function: sequence-specific DNA binding; DNA-binding transcription factor activity.
AUCUCUUUUAACUCCUCUCUUGUUUUUCUCUUUUUCUUCUGUAUGAACAAACAGCCUAUUUGACUCGGUUGAUUACAGUGGUUUCUGAUUGAUUUAAGUGGGGAAAUGGCUUAUAUGUGUACCGACAGUGGAAACUUAAUGGCAAUAGCUCAACAAGUUAUCCAGCAAAAGCAACAGCAGCAGCAGCAGCAAUUGCAACAACAGCAGCAGCAAGAAAUCCACCAGCAGCAACAACAGUUUAUGGGUGUGAAUCCAUUUUCAUGGUGUGUGCAAACUCAAAACCCUAGUCCGCCAUCUUCUUUCGGUUUUGGUCUUACUGGUGCUGAACCGUAUACAGUCGGUGUUGGAGGUGGUGGCUGUGUGUCUGAUGCUGGUGGUGAUGAAUCUGAUCCACUUUCUUCUUUUCCUCAUUUAGAUCAUCAUUCUAUUGGUUUUAGACUUGCAGAUGAGUUUGAAUCGGAUGAUUGGAUGGAGACCUUAAUCAAUGGUGGUGGUGGUGGUCAUGGUAAUGAAGAUUCACCAGAGAGUUCUGAACUUGCUUUUUAUAAUAACAACGAUCCAUUUGUUACUUGUUCGAGCCGACUCAGUACUCAAUCCUCAAACCCUUCUUCUGAUCUAUGUCCUCCUCUCAUCUUCCCAUCAGACACUCAACAGAAAAACCCUAAUCUACUUCAAUCUCAUCAUCAACAUCAACUUCCAACAUGGGUUCCAACGCCAGUUCUUCAACCUCAGGAUUUACCAUCUCUACAAAACUCAUCAUCCCUUCUUCAAAAACCCCAGGUCUUAUCUCAAUCUUCUUCUGAAGCUGAAUCAAUUUCUCCACUGCUAAAAUCGCUUCUUGAAUGCGCUCUAAUCUCAGAAUCAGAACCUGAACACGCCAUUAAAUUACUUAAUCGAGUUCGUGAAUCAGUUUCCGAACUUGGUGAUCCAACUGAACGAGUCGCGUUUUACUUCUCUGAAGUUCUUUACAAUCGAUUAAUCUCACCUAAAAUUUCAAAGACCCAUCCGUUGACUGAUUUUGACCAAGCUUCGUGCUCAUCGGAGGAGGUUACUCUUUCUUAUAAAACUCUGAACGAUGCUUGUCCAUAUUCAAAAUUCUCUCACUUGACUGCAAAUCAGGCGAUUCUUGAAGCUACUGAAUCAGCAAGUUGUAUACACAUUGUUGAUUUUGGAAUCGUUCAAGGUCUUCAAUGGGCAGCACUUCUUCAAGCAUUAGCAACUCGAUCAUUUGGUAAACCAACCAUGAUUAGAAUCUCUGGAAUUCCAGCUCCAACUCUGGGUAGAUCUCCAGCUGCAUCUCUAUUAGCUACUGGUAAUCGUUUACGUGACUUUGCGAAACUAUUAGAUCUUAAUUUUGAGUUUGAACCAAUUUUAACUCCAAUUCAUGAAUUAAACGAGUCUAGUUUCCGAGUGGAGAAAAAUGAAGUUUUAGCUGUAAAUUUCAUGCUUCAACUUUACAAUUUGUUGGAUUCAACUAAUUGUGCAGUAGAGAGAGCUCUUAAACUUGCUAAAUCGUUAAACCCUAAAGUCGUUACACUCGGAGAAUAUGAAGCUAGUUUGAACCAUGUCAGUUAUGUAGAUAGGUUUAAAAAUGCACUGAAGUACUAUUUAGCUGUAUUUGAAUCGCUUGAACCAAGUUUAGCUAGAGAUUCUUCAGAACGUAUUCGGGUAGAGAGGUUGUUGCUUGGGAGAAGAAUAGCAGGUGUUGUUGGUCCUGAAGAAGGGCCAGUAAGACAGGAAAGAAUGGAAGAAUAUGCCCAGUGGAAAGUAUUGAUGGAAGCUUGCGGGUUUGAAUCAUUUCCUCUUAGUCAUUACUCUGUGAGUCAAGCUAGGAUUUUACUAUGGAACUAUAAUUACAGUUCUAAGUAUUCCAUUAAAGAAUCAGCACCAGGGCUUCUCUCAUUAGCUUGGGAUGAUAUCCCACUUCAUACUGUUUCUUCAUGGCGUUGAUUAGAUUUUACACUAGUAUUUAUGGGAUUUCUUUCUUGGUUUAUUGUAUUGUGGAAUAUAUACUGGUUUUCCCUCCCAAAAUUCUCCAUGAAUUGAUCAUAAGAAAUGGGUCCUUUCGUUGGAGUUUCUAGAACGGAGAAACAAUCCUUAUUGGGUUUGGGAAUUUCACCACUAGGUAGUUUGAAUCAUCUUUUGUUAAGUUCCUUUGGUUACAGGUUUCAGUAAGACUUUCUUCACUGUAAAAAGAAGUUGUUUCCUUGUUGUAUUUUGAAGGUGUCUGUAAUUCUGUAAAUAUAGGGUUUUAAUCAAUGGAAGAUGGAGUUAUAAUUUUAGUUUC